This is a messenger RNA of Exophiala bonariae, 1050 nucleotides long. RefSeq lists its product as uncharacterized. Gene Ontology annotation, molecular function: oxidoreductase activity, acting on NAD(P)H. The transcript has a single exon. NCBI's taxonomy places the organism in Eukaryota, Fungi, Ascomycota, Eurotiomycetes, Chaetothyriales, Herpotrichiellaceae. The record is from RefSeq and is a predicted model, not a curated record. Bases 1 to 1050 code for a protein of 349 amino acids.
AUGGCUCAAAUGAAAGCCCUCGUGACCAUCGAAGGCAAGACCGCCGCGGUACAGAGCGUUGAGCGACCUCAGCCCUCGGCCGGCGAGAUCCAGGUCAAAGUGCACUACGUAGCGCAGAACCCGACGGACUGGAAAGCCAUGGCCGCAGUGCCGGCAGGUCGGAUCAUCGGGUGUGACUUCGCAGGCACAGUCUCGGACACGAACGGAUCGUCGCGGUGGCGCGAAGGCCAGCGCGUCGCCGGCUUUGUGCAAGGCACGACGGUGCAGCCGACGCGUGGCGCGUUCGCCGAGUAUGUUGUCAUCGAGGAUAGUUUAGUCUACGAAAUCCCCGAGGGCACGUCGUUCCAGGAAGCUGCGGUGCUGCCACUGGCGUUCGCGACGGCCGUGCAGGCGUUGUUCCAACGCUUGCAGCUGCCGGAGCCCUCGAAGCCGGCCAAGAGUGCGUUUCCGCUGCUCGUCAACGGCGGCACCUCCAGUGUAGGCAAGUAUGCCGUGCAGCUGGCGAAACUCGCGGGCCUGUUUGUGGUGGCGACGGGCUCGAAGAAGAACCAUGACCUGUUGAAGUCGCUGGGUGCGGACGCCGUCGUCGACUAUUCUGAGCAGGACUGGCCCGACAAGGUGCGCGAGCUCACCCACGAUGGGCUACAGCACGCCUUCGACUGCAUCUCCGAGAAGGGUACUCCCCAAACAAUUGCGAAGGCCCUGAGCAGCACGAAGGGCGGGCAUAUCGUGACUCUGCUCCCCAUCGGCCACAUCCGCGACUCUGGAGAGAUCCAGAACUCGAAAGUCCGUCUGGAAAGCACAAUCGUGUACACGGCGUUCGAGCGACCGCUCAAAUACAAAGCUUUUGACAACUGCGGUGAUGCCACCCCCAAGGACAAGGCAUUCUGGGAGAAAUACUUGAGCAUGCUGCCCGAAUUAUUGUCGUCCGGAAAGAUCAAGCCGAAUCGUGUCAGAGAGAGAGGGGGCGUCGAUGACAUCCUGUCGGGCUUCAAGGAUCAGCAGGACGGAAAGGUUAGCGCAGAGAAGUUUGUCUACAAAAUCGUGUGA